This is a messenger RNA of Achroia grisella, 10009 nucleotides long. It is a transcript of the gene Lrrk, whose product is annotated as leucine-rich repeat serine/threonine-protein kinase 1. Gene Ontology annotation, biological process: protein phosphorylation. The transcript has 60 exons. Bases 255 to 9515 code for a protein of 3086 amino acids. Lineage: Eukaryota; Metazoa; Arthropoda; Insecta; Lepidoptera; Pyralidae. The record is from RefSeq and is a predicted model, not a curated record. Gene Ontology annotation, molecular function: ATP binding; protein binding; protein kinase activity.
GUCACUUUCAAAAUAAAUCGAUACAUUAAAUGCACUAAUUUUAUUCCAAUUAAAAUUUAUUUCUCCACAAAAACAACUAUUAUUGACUAGUUCGAUAAUUAAAACACCAACUUUCAAUAUUUUCAACGUUUUAACAUGCCUUUCAUUGAAGUAUGUGGAUAGAAACCGUGUUAAUUGUUGUGUGUAGUUUAGUAACGCUUCAGCGGUUUUUUAAAGCCGAAUAUGUUGUGUUUAUCUGAUUGAAUUCCAUCGUUAUGGACCUGUCUCCGGACGAAGACCAUUUCCAAGGUCGUCUGCUGCAUCAGGCUGCCCUGUGGGAUAACGUGGAGCUACUCCAAGAGUUGAUAGCGUCGGGUGCAGACGUCGACGCUCGUGAUGCGAGCUCGCGGACCGCGCUGCAUGCAGCGGCGCUGGCGGAGCGCAGCCGCUGUCUCGCAGCGCUGUGUGCUGCCGGCGCAGAUCUGGAUGCUGUCUCCGAUGCAGCCACUGGUGGGAAGACGGCGCUGCACAUAGCAGCAGAGCGCGGACACGUGGAGAAUGUGCGCGUGCUGGUGAGCGCGCGCGCGUCUCUGUCCGUGGCGGACGCGGCCGGACAGUCGCCGCUCGCGCUCGCGGACAGCCGCGGACACCGGCAUGCUGCCCGCGCUCUCCGUACGGCUGCAGAUGCCCAGGAGCGCGAGCGGCUCUCCCACCUCGCGCAGCUCCGGGAGCUGGUGACCAGCGGGGACACGCACCAGCUCAAGACCAAGCUGGCCUCCUUGGGGAACGAGGCCGGGGUCAUCGUGAACCUGACGCCGGGUGGGGCCAACACACUGCUGUACACUGCGGCGGAAGCGGGUGUGACGUCAGCGGCUGCGGCACUACUGGCGGCGGGCGCGGACGGGCGCGCGCACCCCGUCACCGCGUACUGCCCGCUCUACAUCGCCAGCUACCACGGACACGUCGACGUCGCCAAGCUGCUGCUCGCUCACUUCCCACAAGCUGUCCAGCAAGAAACUGUGGAGAAAUGGCUGCCACUUCACGCGGCGUGCAUCGGCGGCCAUGCGGCGAUGGUGACUCUCCUACUCGAGUAUCCGUAUCCUGAGUCUAUCCUAAACACUUACACGGACGCGACGGGCCAGUGGCAGUACUCGUUCGCGUUCGACGUGAACGCGCGCGACUCGAGCGGUCAGAGCGCGUUGUACGUGGCGUGCUCGCUCGGGAACCUCGGCGUGGUGGACGCGCUGCUGUCGUACAGCGUGCCCGCUCGUCCCCAGGUACAGUACAGUGCAGUACAGUGCAGUACAGUGCAGUACAGUACAGUGAGCGGUCAGAGCGCGUUGUACGUGGCGUGCUCGCUCGGGAACCUCGGCGUGGUGGACGCGCUGCUGUCGUACAGCGUGCCCGCUCGUCCCCAGUGCAGUACAGUGCAGUACAGUACAGUGAGCGGUCAGAGCGCGUUGUACGUGGCGUGCUCGCUCGGGAACCUCGGCGUGGUGGACGCGCUGCUGUCGUACAGCGUGCCCGCUCGUCCCCAGGUACAGUACAGUGCAGUACAGUGCAGUACAGUGCAGUACAGUACAGUGAGCGGUCAGAGCGCGUUGUACGUGGCGUGCUCGCUCGGGAACCUCGGCGUGGUGGACGCGCUGCUGUCGUACAGCGUGCCCGCUCGUCCCCAGGUACAGUACAGUGCAGUACAGUGCAGUACAGUGCAGUACAGUGCAGUACAGUACAGUGAGCGGUCAGAGCGCGUUGUACGUGGCGUGCUCGCUCGGGAACCUCGGCGUGGUGGACGCGCUGCUGUCGUACAGCGUGCCCGCUCGUCCCCAGGUACAGUACAGUGCAGUACAGUGCAGUACAGUGCAGUACAGUGCAGUACAGUACAGUACAGUACAGUGCAGUACAGUGCAGUACAGUGCAGUACAGUGCAGUACAGUACAGUGAGCGGUCAGAGCGCGUUGUACGUGGCGUGCUCGCUCGGGAACCUCGGCGUGGUGGACGCGCUGCUGUCGUACAGCGUGCCCGCUCGUCCCCAGGUACAGUACAGUGCAGUACAGUGCAGUACAGUGCAGUACAGUACAGUGAGCGGUCAGAGCGCGUUGUACGUGGCGUGCUCGCUCGGGAACCUCGGCGUGGUGGACGCGCUGCUGUCGUACAGCGUGCCCGCUCGUCCCCAGGUACAGUACAGUGCAGUACAGUGCAGUACAGUGCAGUACAGUACAGUGAGCGGUCAGAGCGCGUUGUACGUGGCGUGCUCGCUCGGGAACCUCGGCGUGGUGGACGCGCUGCUGUCGUACAGCGUGCCCGCUCAAGUCCCCAGGUACAGUACAGUGCAGUACAGUGCAGUACAGUGCAGUACAGUGCAGUACAGUACAGUGAGCGGUCAGAGCGCGUUGUACGUGGCGUGCUCGCUCGGGAACCUCGGCGUGGUGGACGCGCUGCUGUCGUACAGCGUGCCCGCUCGUCCCCAGUACAGUACAGUGAGCGGUCAGAGCGCGUUGUACGUGGCGUGCUCGCUCGGGAACCUCGGCGUGGUGGACGCGCUGCUGUCGUACAGCGUGCCCGCUCGUCCCCAGCCGUCGGAGUGUCCGGAGGCUGCGGCCGCACCGGUUUCGUCUCCGGCGGUGACGAGCCCGCACCGCGCCGGCAUCUCCCUCGGGAUACACGCCAUCGUCACCAAGCUCACCGGCGGGAACAAGGAGGCGGCGGCGACGCGCGUGCGGCCGGUGCGGGCGGACGGCGGGCGCGCGGGGGACUCGUGCGUGGGGAGCGCGGCGCGCGCCGGCCGCGUGCGGCUGCUGCGACGCCUGCUGGCCGCCGGCGCGGCGCCGGACGCUGUCUCGCUGCCGCCGGAUCAGGUGCCUCCUCCCGUAGUACCUCGUCAGUGUCGUCUGCCGCCGGACCAGGUGCCACCUCUCCAAGUGCCUCGUCAGUGCUGCCUUCUGCCGCCGAACCAGGUGCCUUGUCAUUGUUGCCCGCUGCUACCGGACCAGGUGCCUUCGCACGCAGUGGCUAGUCAAUGUCGCCUUCUACCACUAGACCAGAGUACAUCCCCGCCGGAGUCCCGGCGCCGGUCGCGCAGUGCUUCCGCCGCCGUGGUCCGGUCGAUGGCCGUCGCGCCCUCCGCCUCCACCCCCACACCUUCGCCCUCCAACAGGGGGUACACGCCCGAUCGCGAGGGUCCGUGGACGGCGCUGGCGGUGGCGGCGCGCUUGAAGCACGUGCAGCUCGUGGAGACGCUGGUGGCGGCCGGCGCCGCAGACCCCCACGCCCGCGCCGCCAGGGAGUGCGCGCGACACGGGCUGGCAGACCUGCUCGCCAAGCUGUUGGCCACCAAGGCGUAUCCAGACCCUGAUUAUAAGUUGAAUAAGUCAGCGAUAUCGGAGGCCGUGUUUAACAGUCGCGAAUCAGACUCGACGUUGACGUACAGCUCGCUGUGCCCCACCACGCCGGUCAUGAUCAACUGGAGGGAGCUCAGGUGCCAGCUGUCGAGUAUACGCAUGUCGUGGGUGCGGGCGGCGGCGCUGCGAGUCAACAGCAAGCUGCAGUGCGGCCGCGCGGCCGUGCUGGCGCUCACCCGGCUCGAGCUGCCCAACAACGAGCUGCGCCUGCUGCCGCCCGACCUGUUCGCGCUGCUCUCCCUCAGAUACCUGAAUGUAGCCCAGAACAAGUUGGAACGUCUCCCGACGAGUGAGGACCCGUUCGACGAGGACGGCACCAAGUGGCGCGGCAGGAACAAGAAGCGACCGCAGGUGUACAGCGCGCCAGUGCUGCAGGAACUGUACCUGCAGGAUAACCGCCUAGAGGAGAUCCCUCCGGAGCUGUUCUCGCUGCCGUCGCUGGCGACGCUGGACGUCUCCAACAACAAGCUGCGGUCGCUCCCCCCGCGCGUGUGGGCGGCGCCCGCCCUCCGGGACCUCAACGCCGCCCUCAACCACCUGCGGGACCUGCCCCACGGAGAACAGCCUGCACCAGAAUGCAGCAGUCCACCCCAGGUGUUGUCUCCGGCGUCAUCACAGAACAGCGCCUCUUCAUCAUCAGCGUUCAACUUCACGCAAUCCGUUAGUAUCUUUCCGUGGAAGAAAAGCGACCAGAAGUCAUCCACUCGCAGUCCAUCCAUCGAGAGCAAUGAUCCGGAGCCUCUCCAGCAGCAGGAGGAUGAAGACGGCGUCAUUGUUAUAGGAAAUCGCGCGGGGAACGCCGUGUGGUCGGAGGCGCGGCGAGCACACGGGUGGCGGGGGGCGGCGCGCGCCCCCGAGGGGGCGGCGGGGGGCCCGGGGGCGGGGGCGGGGGCGGGGGCGGGGGGCGCGGGGGGCAGCUCGCUGUCGUCGCUGGAUUUAUCUCACAACCAGUUCUCGUGCGUGCCGGCCGUGCUGGCUUGCCGCGCGCCCGCACUGACGAGGCUCAACAUGGCCUACAACUCGCUCAGAUCAAUGUCGUACGUAACAUCAUACCCGACCAGCCUUCGACAGCUGGACCUCAGCCACAACGAGAUCACCUGCUGGCCCAGCCUCCCACAGGUAGAAAACUUUGGGUCAACUGAAGGAGUUCCACUAGCGUGCUACUGUCCGAACUCCUCCACAUCUACCAGCAACAAGUCCAGGCCGCGCUCGGGGGGUUCAGUCAGGUCGCAGCUCCUGAACGCGGCGUGUCCGGCGAGGAGACAUCUGCGACUUGAAGGGCUCAGGACAUUGAUCCUGUCCAACAACCUGUUGACUCGCAUCCAGCUGACGACGGACGAUGAUGGGCACGUGUCCGCGCCGCACGACGGCUCCCACACCGACGACGACGACGACGACUGGAACAACGGGUCGAGCCUGAAGGGUCGUCUGCUGUUCCCUCUGCUGUCGAUGCUGGACGUGUCAUGCAACUUGCUACGGGCGGUGCCUCCCGCCAUACACGAGCUCACCAACCUCUCCGUGCUGAACCUCAGCGGGAACAAAGAGAUCUCGGAGCUGCCCCCGCAGAUGGGCCUGCUGUCGCGGCUGUGGAACCUCAACAUGGCGGGCUGCGAGCUGCACGAGCCGCUGCGGUCCAUGCUGCACAGCGGACGGUACAAGAGCAUGGACAUCGUCGGGUACCUCAAGUCCGUGCUGCAGGAGGCGCGCCCCUACGCACGCAUGAAGCUCAUGAUCGUCGGCGUGCAGGGAAUCGGCAAAACAAGUCUGUUGGAGUGUUUGAGACAAGAGUCCGCCAUCCAGCACAGAAGGAAACCAACUGAGCACUGGGCAAAGCGUAUGGGCAACAAGUCGUCCCGCCGGAACAUGUCGACGGUGGGCGUGGACAUCGGCACGUGGACGUACGAGAAGCAGCGGUCCACGCGUGGGCCUGUUACCUUCCGCACGUGGGACUUCGGUGGUCAACAGGAGUACUACGCAACGCACCAGUACUUCCUGUCGAAACGGUCGCUGUACUUGUGCGUGUGGCGCUGCACCGACGGUCGCCGGGGGCUCGCCGCCGCGCUGCACUGGCUCAGAUCUAUACAAGCGCGCGCCCCGGGUGCACCCGUCAUCAUGGUCGCCACACAUUACGAUCAAGUAGCCAAUUGGCCGUUGCCGGAAGGCGAGUGCCCGGAGCGUCUGCAGCGCCUCAUCCGGUCGACGGUGAUGGGCGCCCCUGACGCUGACAAGUUGGGACUGCCACGCGUACUGGACUCGCUGGAGGUGUCGUGCAGCACCCGCCACAACAUCCGGCUGCUGGCUGACAUCAUCUACUCGGUCGCGUUCAGCGUUAAGCCGCCAGGCAGCAAAGAGCCGUUGCUGCUGCAGCGCGUGCCGGCCACGUACCUGGCGCUGGAGGAGGCGGUGACGGCGGUGGCGGCAGACCUCACGCAGCCCGUGCUCCGACACGACGACUACCGUCGGCUGGUGACGCAAUAUAUACAAAGUAAGAACCUGCGAAUGUUCCGAGACGCGGCCGAGCUGCACCAGGCCACCAUGUUCCUACACGAGAACGGCGUGGUGCUGCACUACGACGACGCGACCCUGAAGGAGCUGUACUUCGUGCGGCCGCAGUGGCUGUGCGACGUGCUCGCCCACGUCGUCACCGUCCGGGAGAUCAACCCGUUUGCUAACAACGGUAUAAUGAAAGUGGAGGACCUGGCGCACGUGUUCAAGGCGUCCCCGCUGCUGUCCCGCGGCGAGGAGGCGUGCUCGUUGGCCGCCUCGUUGCUGAACAAGUUCGAGCUGGCGCUGUGCUGGGACGCUCGUCUGCUGCUCGUGCCGCCGCUGCUGCCCGACCGGGAGCCACCCGCGCCCCAGUUGCCGUUGCGGUCACGUGCCUGGCCGUCAGGGCGCCGCCCCUGGCCGCUGGGGGCUGCGGGGCCCGUGGGGGCUGUGGGGACUGCUGGGGCUCUGCAGUCCAGGGCCACGGACUCGCCCACGCUCAUCAACGAGCCGGCGGUGCGGGUGGUGGCGCAGGCGCCGCGCGCGCUGUGGAGGCUGCUGGCGGCGUCGUACGUGCCGCGAGGGUUCUGGCCGCGCCUGGCCGCGAGACUGCUGGCAGACCCCGCCCUCACGGCCGCCGCGCUGCAGCUCUACCAGCACCAGAUCGAGUCGGACGAGGCGCUGACCAAGGCGUUGGACCUGAACUGGGCGUGGAAGCUGUGGAAGACUGGUAUGAAGCUGGUGUGCGGCGAGCUGACGCUGCUCGCGCUGAGGGAGCUGCCGCCCAGGAAGGACGCCAUCCUCGGAGCCUGCGUCGACGAGGACCUCACGGAUGAAGUUUAUAACGACAUCAAGUUCAGGGUGCGUCAGGAAGGGGCCUGGUGCGACCUGGAGGUGCAGGCGUCCACCUGCAUCGAGAUCAUGCUGCCAGCGCAGGUGUGCGUCGUGAAGAGGGAUGAUGGACUGCCUAUAGCUGGCUACCAGAGCAUCAGUCUGGAACCGAACCCUGAGACGUUGGCGAAGGUGCUAGCGCUGGUGUCCGACCACGUGGACCUGCUGCUUGAGGACUGGUACCCGUCACUUGGGACCCGGUUCGUGCACACGUCGGAGGGGCGGUGCCUCAUCACGCGCGUGGUGCCGUGCCCCGCCUGCAUGAGGGACGCCGCCCGGGGACUCGACCACCACCAACACCUGCAACAGGCGUUCAGACAGCUGGAGCUGGGCGCGGGGGACGACGGUGACGGCGGGGGGGCGGGGGGCGAGGGGGGCGCGGGGGAUGCGGGGGGAGGCAGGCCGCGACUGUCGCAGGAGUCGCGCGCGUCGGACGGCGACAGUGGCGUGGGGGCAGAGUCCAACGCGUCGUCCCGGCUGGGCUCGGUGGAGGGCGUGAUACGUCCUCCGAGCGUGGUAGUAUACGCCUGGACGGUUGAGGAGGCCAUCCUGGCGGCCUGCACCUCCGCGCAGCUGCACUGUGUCGCCCACGGACACGUGCGGCACAGGGACGUCGCGCCGGACACCCUGCUGCUGGACGUGCCGGAGGAGCGUCGCGCGCGCUGGUGCUCGGUCCGCGCGGGGGCGGUGGCGGGGCGCGGCGCGUUCGGGACGGUGCUGGCGGCCUCGUGGAGGUCGCGCCCGGCCGCGCUCAAGGCGCUGCAGCCGGUGCCGCCGCCGCGCCUCCCGCACCGCGCCCACGACGCCGCCGCGCUGCACGCCUACAAGGCGGCGCAGGCGCGGUGGGAGCGCGAGCCGGCGGCGGCGGCCUGCCGCGCGUACUGCGGGCUGCGGCAGGAGCUGGCCAUCCUCGGCCGCCUGCGACACCCGCACGUGCUGCCGCUGCUCGCCGUCUGCCCCGCCCCGCUCGCGCUGCUGCUGGACCUCGCGCCGCAGGGUGCGCUGGACGGCGUGCUGCGGUCGUACCGCGACACGGGCGCGCGCGUGGGUCCGCGGGUGGCCCGCGCGCUGUCGCUGCAGGCCGCGCGCGCGCUCGAGUACCUGCACGCGCGCCGCGUCGUCUACAGGGACCUCAAGUCGGAGAACGUGCUAGUGUGGAGCAUGCCGGCCCCUGGCGAGGCGGUAGCGGUCGAGCGGAACUCGGCCCCGGUACCUGUGCACAUCAAGCUCGGAGACUACGGUAUCAGCCGAUUGGCGACACCGUCAGGUACGAAAGGCUUCGGGGGGACCGAGGGGUUCAUGGCGCCGGAGAUCAUGAGGUACAACGGCGAGGAGGAGUACAAUGAGAAGGUGGACUGUUUUUCAUACGGCAUGCUGCUGUACGAAAUUAUGACGCUACGGCAGCCUUUUGAAGGUCAUGAAGCCGUCAAGGAGGCCGUGCUGGAGGGAGCCAGGCCUACUCUGACGCAAAGGGACCUGCAGUACCCGUGCUGCAUGCUGGAGAGCAUGCGGCGGUGCUGGGCCGGCGCGCCCGAGCUGCGGCCGUCGGCUGCUGCGCUGGUGGCCGUCGUCGCAGCCCCCGAGUACCCCGCCCUCAGGGACGCCGCCGCCGCCAGGCCGGCCCGCGCCGCCCUCGGCCUGCCCGUGCUGCUGCCAGACGAGGAGGGCAGUGCGUGGGAGGUGUGGUACGGCAGCGAGGAGGAGCCGGAGCGGGUGCACAGCCUGCUGGCCACCACACACCACUUCACGCACCACCACACCAUCCGACUGCCGCCAGACAAGACUGAGCGGGUGUGUGUGACGGCGCUGUGCCGGGUGGGCAGCCGCGUCUGGGUCGGAGACAGCGCCUCGCGCAUCACCGUCUACUCGGCGGCCACGUGCGCGGAGGAGUGGGGCGUGGCGCUGCAGGAGGUGGUGGGAGGCGCGGCGUCACCGGUGGCGGCGCUACUGCCGCUGCUGACCUUACGCCGUGUCGCUGUUGCACUCGCCUGCGGCAGACUGUUCCUGGUGCGGUCUGAGCGUCCGGGAGCAGAUGAGGGUGGGGAGGAAGGCUCGGAAGGCAGCUUCGUGCUGACGGAGCUGGGCGCCGCCACCGACCUGCGCUGCCUGGCUGCGGUGCCUACGCCGCAGGGGGUGGAGGUGUGGGCGGGCGGGGAGGGGCUGCAGGCGUACAGCGUGGGCGCGGGCGGGGUGCGGGGCGCCAGCCGCCUGCAGGCGCGGGGGGUGUCGCUGCUGGCCGCGCUGCCCUCGGAGCCCUACGUGCUGGCCGCCUGCCGCCCAGGCGUGUGCGUGUACCAGUGGUGCGUGCGCAGCCGGCAGCAGUGCGCGCGCCUGGACUGCAGCAAGCUGGUGCCGUGCUCCGAGAGCCUGCAGUCCAUCGCCAUCGACGACCACCUCGCAGACGAGCGCUGCACCGUGACGGCGAUGUGCGUGUUACGAGGGCUGGUGUUUGCUGGCACGGCGUGGGGCUGCAUCAUCGUGGCCGACGCCACCGCCCUCAGCCCCCUCACGGUCUUCAGGCCCUACGAGGAGGAGGUCCGCGCGAUAGUACCACUGCGGUGGCGUGGCAGCGGUGCUGGUAACAGCAAUGGUGGUAACGACAGUCUCGCUGCUGGCGGGGACAUGCUGGCCACCUUCGGACGCGGCUACCGUCCACUGUUACAACGCUACGUCCCUCAACAGUCGAACUCCUCAAGCAGCAACACGCACUCCGGUUACUACUGCCUCCUGUGGCGGGCCCACCACUGGUUGCCUGACUAACUCAUCUGCAAGAAGAUAACGUGCAUAUCUACAGAGCUACGGUUUAUAAGAGUUAACAUCGCUCUUAUGUUAAUUGAACCAAAACUAAUACUAUUUAACCAGAGAUAGUACUAAAAACGACGAGUUUGCAAAGACCCACAUAAAUUUCAAGUGAGGGGGGCAUGUGUAGGCGUACAAAAUAACAUUUAAAAGAUAGCAUCGCUCUUACAUUAAUUGAACUAAAAUUAAGACUAAUUAACAACCGAUAGUGCUAUAAAAGAUAAAUUUGAAUAGAUCAAGAUAAAUUUCAAGUGAGGAGGACAUGUAGAGGCGUAUAAAAUAACAUUUAAAAGUAAGCAUCGCUCUUACAUUAAUUGACCUAAAAUUAAAACUGUUUAACAACAGAUAGUACUAUAAAAGAUGAAUUUGAAUAGAUCCCGACAAAUUUCAAGUGAGGGGGGCAUGUACAAGCGGACAAAAUAAUAUUAAAUCAAUAAAUACACAACUUGCUAUAG